Messenger RNA from Coffea eugenioides, 3902 nucleotides. RefSeq lists its product as uncharacterized. NCBI's taxonomy places the organism in Eukaryota, Viridiplantae, Streptophyta, Magnoliopsida, Gentianales, Rubiaceae. The transcript is spliced from 14 exons. Gene Ontology annotation, molecular function: glycosyltransferase activity. The coding region runs from base 182 to 3364 and encodes 1060 amino acids. The record is from RefSeq and is a predicted model, not a curated record.
UCGCAACAGAAGAAAGAACGCGCAGUCACACACCACCCCGCAGCAACACGCAAUACAAAUUGAAUUCGACUGACAAAUGCAGUGUGAGUAACCAGACAAACAUAAAGGAAGCUCCGAAUUUCUCCUUCCUUAAUCGCACUGAGUCAACUCGAAUAGCUUCACUCGACUCACCACGCAACAUAUGGAACACCUCUCCGAAGACGACAAUGCCGUCACCGGCGUGGGAAAUGGAAGCGGCGGCUUCCGUUCGAUCCGAGACCGUUUCCGCUUCAAACGAAACCCUAACUCUGCUGCCUCUUACCUUCCGUCCACGUCAACCGCGACGACUUCGCCUCUGGAUCGGCAAUACAAGCAAGGCCGAUCUCAUUCUCACCAUCACCACCACCACCACCACCAUUACAAUAGAUCAGCGGCUAAAAAGAUGUUAUUGUUUCCGUUUAGGGAGAGAUCGUGGUUUUAUUUGUGCAUUUUUUUAGUGAUAUUUGUGUUUGCUUUGGCGUCGAUGGUGCUUCAGAGCUCAAUCAUGCCCGUGUUUAGGCAAGGUGGAGGAGGGAGUGAGAGAGGCAAACGGCUGUGGCCUGUUAGAGAUGACUUGAAGUUGGGCAGCUCUUUGCAUUUUGAGCCGCAAAGGAGAUUUCAGCUUCACGACGGGCUUGAUCGGCUGCGGAGUCAGCCGAGAAUUGGGGUUCGACCUCCACGAAUUGGUCUUAUCUUAGGAAACAUGAACAAGGAUCCUUCAUCAUUGAUGCUAUCUACGGUGAUGAAGAAUUUGAAGGGACUUGGCUAUUUGUUCAAGAUAUAUGCACUACAAGAUGGUGAUGCUCGAGAAGUUUGGGAGGAAAUAGGAGGUGAAAUCUUGAAUUUAAGUCCUGAAAGACAUGGUCAUAUUGAUUGGUCAAUUUUUGAAGGUAUAAUAGCAGAUUCUCUUGAAGUGAAGGAUGCCAUUUCAAGCCUUAUGCAGGAGCCUUUCUGCUCUAUUCCACUCUUUUGGAUAAUUCAAGAGGAUACCCUUGCAAAUCGCCUUCAGAUGUAUGAAAGGAAUCAAUGGAACCAUAUCAUAUCUCACUGGAAGAGUGCUUUUUGCAGGGCUAAUGUUGUUGUCUUUCCUGAUUAUUCUUUGCCGAUGUUAUAUAGUGUGCUUGACACUGGAAACUUCUUUGUGAUUCCUGGAUCACCAGUAGAUGUUUGGGCUGCAGAAAGCUACACUAAGACACACUCCAAAUUGGUAUUACGGAAGGAAAAUGGUUUUGAUGAAGAUGAUGUGGUGGUUUUGGUUAUUGGAAGCUCAUUUUUCUUUGCUGAGCUGUCAUGGGAUUAUGCUGUGGCAAUGCAUGAUUUGGAGCCACUCUUACUCAAUUAUGCUGGGAGAGAAGAAGGCAAGGAGACCUUCAAGUUUGUCUUCUUAUGUGGAAACUCCAGCAGUCAGUAUGAUGAUGCUUUGCAGGACAUUGCCACUCGUUUGGGACUUUAUCAAGGAUCUCUAAGACAUUUUGGCGUUCAUGGUGAUCCUAAUGGGUUGAUAUUGAUGGCUGACAUUGUACUGUAUGCUUCUCCACAAGAUGAGCAGGGUUUUCCACCAUUACUGACACGAGCAAUGUCCUUUGGAAUGCCUAUUGUUGCAUUAGAAAAUCCUGUCAUAAAGAGACAUGUUGCUGAUCAGGUCCAAGGGAUGAUCGUUGCCAAACAUAACCCUGAUGCGCUAAUCAAAGCUUUCUCACUUCUGAUAUCGGAAGCAAAAUUACUGAAGCUUGCCCAUUCUAUUGCUUCCUCUGGCAGGCUUCUAGCAAAGAAUAUGCUAGCAUCAGAAUGUGUAAUGAGUUAUGCAAAGUUGCUUGAGAAUAUCCUCAAUUUUCCAUCAGAUGUCUUGCUUCCUGGUAACACUUCUCAGCUUAAGCAGACUUCAUGGGAGUGGAACUUCUUCCAGGAAGAAAUUGAUAAAAAAGCUGGUGACCUUGCAAAUCCACAUAGCAGAGGUUAUGGAUUAAGUUUGGGUGUUGUAUACAAUAUUGAAGAAGACAUGGCCAAUCUAUUGCCCUUAAAGAAUGUCUCUGGCAAUGAUUUAGAAGCUCUGGACGGGGAUUUUCCUACACAUUUAGAUUGGGAUAUUUUGAGGGAAAUGGAAAGUUCUGAGGAACUGGAGUCUUUGGAAAUGGAGGAGAUUGAAGAAAGAAUGGAGAAAGCGAUUGGUGAUUGGGAUGAAUUAUAUCGUAAUGCUCGAAAAUCUGAAAAGCUUAAGUUUGAAAUGAAUGAAAGAGAUGAAGGAGAGCUGGAAAGGACUGGGCAACCUUUGUGCAUCUAUGAGAUUUACCAUGGAGCUGGAGCUUGGCAAUUUCUACAUCAUGGUUCUUUGUACCGUGGGUUGAGUCUUUCUACUCGGGCCAGAAGAUUGAGGUCAGAUGAUGUUGAUGCAGUUGCUCGGCUUCCUGUCCUGAAUGACACAUAUUACCGAGACGUACUUUGUGAGAUUGGAGGCAUGUUUUCAGUUGCGAAUGGUGUUGAUAAUAUCCAUAAGCGACCUUGGAUCGGUUUUCAGUCUUGGCGUGCUGCUGGGAGGAAGGCAAGUCUCUCUACAAAAGCUGAGCAGGUUCUGGAAGAAGUAGUACAAAAAAAUACUAAAGGAGAUGUGAUAUACUUUUGGGCGAUGUUGGACAUGGAUGGUGGAUUUAUGGGGAGGAAUGACGUGCUUACUUUUUGGUCCAUGUGUGACAUCUUAAAUGGAGGAAACUGCAGAAGUGCCUUUGAAGAUGCAUUCCGUAUAAUGUAUGCCCUACCGUCACAUGUAGAAGCCCUUCCACCCAUGCCUGAAGAUGGAGGGCGCUGGUCAGCCCUACAUAGCUGGGUCAUGCCAACCUCUUCUUUUCUGGAGUUCAUUAUGUUUUCCAGGAUUUUUGUGGAUUCUCUCGAUUAUUUGCGUGUAAAUUCAAGCAACAUGACUUCUUGUUUGUUGGGGUCUUCAGUGUUGGAGAAGCAGCAUUGUUACUGUCGGGUGAUGGAACUUCUGGUCAACGUAUGGGCAUAUCAUAGUGCACGUAGGAUGGUUUACAUUGAUCCCCACUCAGGUUUGCUGGAGGAACAACAUCCGAUAGAACAACGGAAAGGAUUUAUGUGGGCGAAGUACUUCAACACCUCAUUAUUGAAAAGUAUGGAUGAAGACCUUGCUGAAGCAGCAGAUGACAAUGACCAUCCAUAUGAAAUGUGGUUAUGGCCAUUAACAGGGGAAGUUUACUGGCAAGGUGUAUAUGAGCGUGAGAGGGAAGAAAGAUAUAGGUUGAAGAUGGACAAGAAGAGAAAAACAAGAGAGAAACUACUCGACAGGAUGAAACAUGGAUAUGUGCAGAAGGCACUUGGAAGAUUGAAGCUGUAGAUCUCAGCAGGAAGAGUUGAAAGUUUUGUUGGAAUUUCCUAUUCCUAUUGUCGUCGAGGAGGUGAGGUGAUAAUUUUUCUAAGCUUGAGCAUUCGAAGAGCCUCAUGCUGAUAAUGGAGUAAAGUGAUUGUUCCUUAACAGCAUCAGAGGUAGUUGGAACUGACUUAUUCUUCUGACGUUACUGAAUACAUUAAACGGGGGUCGCAGGUGCCAAGAUACACUUGAAAAAAAGCAAGCUAAGCUAGAAUGACAUACCAACAAUUUUGUAGCCAACAUAGCAUACAGGUAUAAAUUGCACGGCCUUCAACACUACUCCAGAUCUAACUGAUUUUGACUGGAAUUCUUUAGACAUACAAUUGUAUUCUUUUCACAUGUACAUAUCCUUUGAAAUAACGAUCCAAUUCUUCUGAAAAGCCCCUUUUUUUGCUCUCUGACUUGUAACUACUAAAACCAUGACACCCUCGAGUAGAGGUUUACAAUUUUGACUAACUUAUGGGCUGCUAUUGCUUGAGGGGCAGAUUUCGUACUCGUAUUUAUA